GUAUAUGUAGUGGUUUCUGCCUGAGUGCGUACAUAAAGCCGAUCUGAAGGUAGCGUAAACCCUCGCGGGGCGGAUUAGUAAGAAGUGACGAUUAGGGUUUAGGAAGAGUGUUUUGAAAUUCCAUCCAGCUACCGGAUCUUAAGCGGAUACGAUGCCAAGUCAAGAAAUUGAUGGGAACUCUCUUUCUCCAUCACAUGUGGACUUACAAGACACACAGCAGGAGGCUCUAAAAGGAUCAUCAAGUGGUGGCUCCAAGCAUGGUUCACGUGAUUAUGUGAAAGACAAGGAGAGGGAAUCUUCUAAAAGCAGAGACAAAGAAAGGGAGAGGGGUCGAGACAGAGAUCGAGAACGGGACAGGGACAAAGAUAAGGACCGAGAACGAGAACGAGAACGAGAAAGGGAUAGGGACAGGGAGAGAGAUAGAGACAGAGACAAGGAAAGAGAUAGAGAUAGGGAUAAGGAUAGAGAGAGGGAUCGUGACAAGGAUCGGGAUCGUCGUCACCGAGACCGCCACAGGGAUCGAGGUGAUAGAAAAGAAAGGACCAGGGAUAGAGAUGAUGAUGAUGACUAUCAUAGAAGUCGAGAUUAUGACAGGCGGAGAGAUCAGGAUAGAGAUAGGGAGGAAAGACACAGUCACAAGUCAAGAUCCCGUUCUAGGCCGAGGUCUGAGCACCGAUCAAGGUCACGAUCUCGUUCCCGCUCCAAAAGCAAAAGGACAAGUGGUUUUGACAUGGCACCUCCUUCACUGCUUCCUACAGCUGCAACUGCUGUUGCAGGUCAGCUACCUGGGACAGCCCCCGCCAUACCUGGAAUGUUUCCUAAUAUGUUACCCCUGGCAGGACAGUUUGGAGCACUCCCUGUAAUGCCUGUGCAGGCAAUGACACAGCAGGCUACGAGACAUGCUAGGCGGGUAUAUGUUGGUGGACUCCCCCCAACUGCUAACGAACAGUCUGUAGCAACUUUCUUCAGUCAUGUCAUGUCAGCAAUUGGAGGAAACACUGCUGGUCCAGGAGAUGCUGUGGUGAAUGUUUAUAUUAACCAUGAGAAGAAAUUUGCUUUUGUGGAGAUGAGAUCUGUUGAAGAGGCUAGUAAUGCAAUGGCAUUGGACGGAAUUAUAUUUGAGGGUGCACCUGUGAAAGUGAGAAGACCAAGUGAUUACAAUCCUUCUCUAGCUGCCACUCUUGGCCCUAGCCAACCCAAUCCUAAUCUCAAUCUUGCCGCAGUGGGAUUGACACCAGGAUCUGCUGGUGGGCUUGAAGGUCCUGACCGUAUAUUUGUCGGUGGAUUGCCGUAUUACUUCACAGAAUCACAGAUCAGGGAGCUGCUGGAAUCCUUUGGGCCACUUCGAGGCUUUGAUCUGGUUAAAGAUAGAGAAACUGGGAACUCCAAAGGCUAUGCAUUUUGUGUUUACCAAGAUUUAUCAGUUACAGAUAUUGCUUGCGCAGCUCUUAAUGGAAUUAAAAUGGGGGAUAAGACACUUACUGUCAGACGAGCCAACCAGGGGGCAACACAACCUAAACCCGAGCAAGAGAGUGUGCUAUUGCAUGCACAGCAACAGAUAGCUCUACAAAGGCUCAUGUUAGCCCCUAAUGUGACACCCGCCACAAAGGUUGUAUGCUUGACACAAGUGGUUACUCCGGAUGAACUCAAGGACGAUGAUGACUAUGAAGAUAUAUUGGAAGACAUGAGAAUGGAAUGUGGAAAGUUUGGUUCUUUGGCAAAUAUUGUUAUACCUCGACCGCUUCCCAGCGGAGAAAUGGCGCCAGGUGUUGGAAAGGUGUUCUUGGAGUACAUUGACACCGAAAGUGCAGUAAAAGCUCGACAAGGGCUGAAUGGAAGGAAAUUUGGAGGAAACGAAGUGGUGGCAGUGUUCUAUCCAGAGAACAAGUUUGGUGAAGGUGAUUACAGUGGGUAGUAAGUGAUUUCUACAGCUCUUGUUUACAUAAAUUACGUAGCGGAAUGUGUCGGACUACUUCUCCUGAGGAUUUAGCAGAGACCCAACAUGUUUUGUUUCGUUAUUAUGUGAUGUGGUGUGUUGUGGUGGCGUAUUACCUGUUUUAAUAUCCACUACUACCUCUGGCUGUGUAAGUACUGCCUCUGCCUCUGCCUCUGCCUGUUGUAGCAAAUGAUGUUCAACUUC
Andrographis paniculata is the source of this 2140-nucleotide messenger RNA. RefSeq names its product splicing factor U2af large subunit B. Lineage: Eukaryota; Viridiplantae; Streptophyta; Magnoliopsida; Lamiales; Acanthaceae. Gene Ontology annotation, molecular function: pre-mRNA 3'-splice site binding; poly-pyrimidine tract binding. Gene Ontology annotation, biological process: mRNA processing. Gene Ontology annotation, cellular component: U2AF complex; U2-type prespliceosome; nuclear speck. The record is from RefSeq and is a predicted model, not a curated record. The transcript has 14 exons. Bases 152 to 1915 code for a protein of 587 amino acids.